Messenger RNA from Hemiscyllium ocellatum (epaulette shark), 1001 nucleotides. It is a transcript of the gene tcf15, whose product is annotated as transcription factor 15. Lineage: Eukaryota; Metazoa; Chordata; Chondrichthyes; Orectolobiformes; Hemiscylliidae. The coding region runs from base 1 to 537 and encodes 178 amino acids. Gene Ontology annotation, biological process: developmental process; regulation of transcription by RNA polymerase II. The transcript has 2 exons. Gene Ontology annotation, molecular function: RNA polymerase II transcription regulatory region sequence-specific DNA binding; protein dimerization activity; DNA-binding transcription factor activity, RNA polymerase II-specific. The record is from RefSeq and is a predicted model, not a curated record.
AUGGCCUUCACCAUGCUGAGACCGGUCCGGCAUUUUUACCCGGACAUCAGUCUCCACUCCGACGAUGAUGCGAAUGAGAGCGAAGGUUCCGACCAGUCCUUGGACUGUUGCGGCGGUUCGGGCAAACGGAGGAGGUUGGCCUGUGCCAAGAGCACCAUGGUGGUGAAGCACCGACAAGCGGCUAACGCCAGGGAGAGGGACAGGACUCACAGCGUGAACACAGCUUUCAGCGCCCUCAGGACCCUCAUCCCCACCGAACCCGCCGACAGGAAACUCUCCAAAAUCGAGACCCUCCGCCUGGCCUCCAGCUACAUCUCCCACCUGGGGAACAUCCUGCUGGUGGGAGAGGAGUGUGUGGAUGGCCAGCCGUGCCUGACCACCGUCUACAGCAGCCAGAAUGAGUAUGAGGGCUCGCAGCCCAGGUCCAUCUGCACCUUCUGUCUGAGCAACCAGAGGAAAGGGGUUAAGGAGAAGGACGGGAAGAGCGGGUAUUCCAAGCUCAGGGCACCGGGCACCUUGCGGAUGCAGCGCCAGUGAGCGAGAGAGACAGCGGCUGAGAGAGUGAGGGAGAUUUUCACCCAGUCCGCGGACCAGGCUGCAAUCUGAAGGGGAGGUGACAAACAGGGACUGGCAGCAAACCCAAGACACGACGGUAAACCUUCUGCUCGGUGCACGGACACAGCCUGGGACACCCUGUGCUCCCCAAAACCCCCGCCCCGACCUUCGUUCGCACUUCGAAAAACCUCGAACCACAAACUUUUAGUUUUUUGGAAUUAAAUGCUCCAAUCUUGCUACACUCCACAGACUAUACAGAGUGAGAAGCUAGUGUUCAAGGCGUUACAGAGAGAGAGAGAGAGACAGAGUGUGACACUUUAUGCUGAAGUCUAUCUCCAUUUGGGGAGAUCUGGCCUUUUCUAAGUUGUUAUGUUGUUAUAUCUGCUGUAAUUUUUUAUAAAAAAAAACUAACCAAAAUGUGAAAAAUAAAGGAGAAAUAAGUUCUG